ACAUGGAAAACUGAGAUUUGGCAAAUAACAUAUAAAGAGAGGCUUAUUUGACGCCAAACCAACAACAGUAGUUACUAAAACAUAAAUUGCUAAUGUAUGAUUUAAAAGGUGGAUUUUAUGAUGUAAUGUCAACUUUAUAUAUUUCUAUCCCGGGACUAUUCCAUUUUGAACUCACCCACAGCAAUUCUCCAUAAAUCUGCUGUGGAUUACCCAGAAUCCCGAAAUAAAUUAAUACAUAUGUGAUAAUUCAAAAACAUAACUGGUUGUGUUUAUAGGGAACCAGAUCGUGAACACAACUAAGUUACUAAGUCUUUAACCACACUGUGUUGUUACACUGGUGAGUAAAAACUCAUGCUUCCUACACUAACUUUUUGUCUGAACAUUAUAAUAUAUAUUUUACGUCACACUAGCGUCAUUGUCUUAAAGUCGCACAUCUCCAUCGCAGUCAGAGGUUCAGACUGAGCGUUACCCACUCCAGUCAACAGAUGGCGGUGUGCGAUUUUAAGGCAAUGCUGUUAGCGUGACGUAUAAUCUAGUGAACGGAACGCAAUGCUAUUAGUGUGACGUAUAAUCUAGUGGACGGAACGCUUCUUUCAGCAGCAGCAACAGUUAUUCAGCCACCUCGGUAGCUUGCUAGACAAGAUAGACGAACCAAUAAAGCUCUUUAGACGCUUUAGUGUAUAUUAGCCACUGUAUUUUAAACCCUCGUCUGUCGUCUAGUUAGUUAGUUAUCCUAUUUCAUUUCAUGUUUACGGUGUUGUUGUUAUUAUUCAGCUGGCGGGCUGGUUAAAUUAGCAUUAGCCUAGCUAGCUAACAUCUCCGACCAUGAGUUCACUAAAUUACUCUCUUCCUGCUGAAGAAGAGACGGUCUGCUGGACGGAGAAAGAAGCUCUCAUCAAAGAGGAGGAGGAAGAGAAGGAUGUUACAAAACAAAAACAAGUAGAGGGUGAGGUUGUUACCCUGAAAGAAGAAGAGAAAGACGUUACAGUGAAAGAAGAGGAAGACGUUACAGUGAAAGAAGAGGCGUUCAGAGUGAAAGAGGAGGAGGGUGUUACAGUAAAAGAUGAGGAGGAUUCAGUUUUUGAAGUGAAAGAGGAGGGGGAGAUUGCGGUCUCAUCGGAAGAAGAGGAGGAGGAAACUGGAUAUCUGGGCCCGAUUUCCCAAACGCAAUUUAAGGCAUCCAGUGGUUCUAAAGAUGAACUUAGCCAUAAGAUGGUUUUGAGAAACCGGGCCGUGAUUACCACUGGAGAGAGACGGGACUAUCGUGGAUCCUUUGGGGAGCCUCAACAACCUCAUGAUGCUGACGAGGCAGAGAAGAGUCUCUCCAGAUCAGAACGCCUCAAACACCUGCAGAGAUCCACAGGGAAGAGAACUCACUGCUGCUCUGACUGUGGGAAGAGAUUCACCUCAUCAGGCAUUAAAAUGCAUCAGAGAACACACACAGGAGAGAGAUCUUAUAGCUGUGAUCAAUGUGGGAAGAGUUUUACUACAUCUAGCAAUCUGACUAUACACCAGAGAAUACACACAGGAGAGAAACCUUAUAGCUGUGAUCAAUGUGGGAAGAGUUUUACUACAUCUAACAAUCUGACUAUACACCAGAGAAUACACACAGGAGAGAAACCUUAUAGCUGUGGUCAUUGUGGGAAGAGUUUUACUGCAUCUGGCUCUCUGACAUUGCACCAGAGAAUACACACAGGAGAGAAACCUAAUAGCUGUGGUCAAUGUGGGAAGAGUUUUUGUCAAUCUAGUGAUCUGACAGUGCACCAGAGAACACACACAGGAGAGAAACCUUAUAGCUGUGGUCAAUGUGGGAAGAGUUUUACUACUUCUGGCUAUCUGACAUUACACCAGAGAACACACACAGGAGCGAAACCUUAUAGUUGUGGUCAAUGCGGGAAGAGUUUUACUACUUCUGGCUAUCUGACUUUACACCAGAGAACACACACAGGAGAGAAACCUCAUAGCUGUGAUCAAUGUGGGAAGAGUUUUAGUCAAUCUGGCCAUCUGACAGUGCACCAGAGAACACACAGAGGAGAGAAACCUUAUAGAUGUGAUCAAUGUGGGAAGAGUUUUACUUCAUCUAGCAAUCUGACUAUACACCAGAGAAUACACACAGGAGAGAAACCUUAUAGUUGUGAUCAAUGUGGGAAGAGUUUUUGUCAAUCUAGUGAACUGACAGUGCACCAGAGAACACACACAGGAGAUAAACCUUAUAGCUGUGAUCAAUGUGGGAAGAGUUUUAGUCAAUCUAGCAAUCUGACAUUACACCAGAGAACACACACAGGAGAGAAACCUUAUAGCUGUGAUCAAUGUGGGAAGAGUUUUACUAGAUCUAGCUAUCUGACAGUGCACCAGAGAACACACUCAGGAGAGAAAUCGUAUAGCUGUGACCAGAGGUAAUCUGAUAAAAGAUCUCUGACUAAACAUCAGAAAAUACAUGGAGUUGUUUCAUGAUAUCAAUGAAUUAAUGUCACAAUGUAGAAUGUUUUAACAUUGUAGUAGGAGUAUUUUAUUGAUGUCAUAAUGUAGAACCCUAAAUGUUUGUCCCCUGUUGUAUUGAUUUCAACAUGAUAUGGAUAUUAGCCUCAGGGGGAAAAUCCAGGCUCUGAAUUGAAAGAGUACUAUUUAUGAGAUUUAGUAAGUACACAUUAUUCCCAGAUUCUGUGUGGUUUUUGAGCUGCUAGUUUUAACAGGACGUGCAACCUCAUCUCCCUCCUGCCACAUAAAUGAUUUUAGCAUGAAAUCGAUUAGUUUUGACAAAUAAGUGUUGCGUUCCUUUGUUUAGCGACCCCUACAUUUAAAUGCAUUCCAACAUCACGUACAACCUGAUUUCCCCCCUAAUCGAUAUCAGUGAUUUAUUGCUACUUGUCAAAACAGCGUUUCUGGUGCUUGUGCAGUUUAUAAGGAGCUUGUUUAAAAAAAUACAAGAAAUAUGAUUAUUGUGGCAGAUGUUUGUGUAAAUAGCACAUGUUAUGUUUAGGUUUUCAAUUUAUCCCAAACUGUUUCUGCAUAUUGGUUAUUGAUUUGGACAUGUUAAAACUGUGUUUUGACAUUGAAGCUAUUGAAGCUAUAUAACUUUUAGUAAUCAUAAUUAUUUAUGCAAUCAACUGACAAUUUUCGGGUAUAAAUAUAUUGACAUUGUUGCCCUUCUUUUAGAAUAGCAGGGUUAAUUCUCAGAUGUGCCAACCCAAAUGUACUAGAGCAUGACAUUGGGGACUGGGCCCCGAUCCAACAACAUGCCUAUCGAGUGAUCCCUGAAAAGAGAGAGAAGCUCCGCAGUGAGGUGGAAAGUUAGUACGGAUAUUGCAGGAGUUUCCUCUUGAAAUCAGACACGUCCGUGGUAAGGACAACUUGGUUGCUGAUUGUCUCAAGGGGGGCAGUCAAAAAGAUUUGUGUUUUGCGUUUAGCCAGUGAGUUGCCAUGGAUCACAGUUUAUUUUGACUGCACGGUUUUCCGUAUUGGAGAUGAGUUUUGUUUGGGCUCGUUCCAAGGGGACGAGAGUUCUAGAAGGGAAAAAAUAAUAGUUUAGGAAUCUAUAGAAAGAAAAGGAGAAAAUAUACGAUAUUAUUAUACGUUGUGUUUAUUAUUAAUUAGAAAUGUUUUUUUCUUGUUUUUAAUUGUUGACAGCCAGUAGACACCAUGUUUAUAUUGGUGAAGCAUUGUAGUUGAUUAUAAUGUGAAAUGGAAGUUGUUUUCUGUUGGUGGUGAGCAAACUUGUCCAACAAAAAUAUAGGAUAUAUUAAGGGGGAAGGUGUUACAGGCUUUGGUUUUUCCAUUUAUGUUUUGAGGUUGGACUUUAGAGCGUAUUGCUCCUUAGCACGUAUAGCUUGUUAGCACGUAGGAUGCACUGAUAAGUGUCACCUCGUUAGUCAGUAUGUGUUACACCUGUGCUGGCUUGUCCAUCUCGUUAGUGGGAAGGUGUUUCACCUGAGCUGGUCCAGGUUCUAUUUAAGAGUGUCUGGCCCAGUGCUCCACUUGUCUUGAUAGACGUGGAGAGUCAACACCUUUAGUUGCUCCACUUUUUUGGUUUGCUUCCUGUCUUUAAGUUUAUUGUGGGCUUUUAUUUAGUUUUCCUCUUCUUGGGCAGAUUUAGUGGGUCUCAUGGUGGGUGUCUUUUCGGUCCCAGUUGUUGUUACUAGUCAACUUUCAUUGGACACCCCAUAGUGACUUUCAGAGCCCAUCCUAAAAAACAAGCUUAUAUUUUUGGACUGGAUAUUUUAAUAUAUGGCAUUUCCUUAGGAUGCUCAUUAGUCUUUAAGUUGGUAUUAUUGUUUUUUUAUCCUCUUAUGUUUGUGUACUAAAUAUUCGUGUUUAUUUUCAUUGUUUUCUCCUGAGAAGCCAUUGUGUUGCAUGUCUGAAAUGUGCUGUAUAAAUAAAGCUUGAUUUGAUUUGAACAUAUUGCAAAACAAAUUA
This is a messenger RNA of Salvelinus fontinalis (brook trout), 4413 nucleotides long. Its product is annotated as zinc finger protein ZFP2-like. The transcript has 2 exons. Gene Ontology annotation, cellular component: nucleus. The record is from RefSeq and is a predicted model, not a curated record. Lineage: Eukaryota; Metazoa; Chordata; Actinopteri; Salmoniformes; Salmonidae. The coding region runs from base 826 to 2400 and encodes 524 amino acids.